Molecule: messenger RNA, 1323 nt
Organism: Fraxinus pennsylvanica
Lineage: Eukaryota; Viridiplantae; Streptophyta; Magnoliopsida; Lamiales; Oleaceae
Source: the annotation of a GenBank genome assembly
AUGGAUGCUGGAAAAUUGUUAGAGCUUUGCGUGCCAGAUUACUUAGUUGAGCCAUUGUUAGUUGCGUCUGACUCUUCUACUUUAGAUAAGGUGCUAGUGCGUCUCGUUGAAAUCUCCAAAACUCCUGAUGGCCGGUCAGUCCUCGCUUCCAAGAAUGUCAUGAUACCAAUCCUUAACCUAUGUCAAUCCCUAUGUUACCCUCCUUCUCGCCACUUUCUCUUGUUGUCCCUAAAACUGCUCAGAAACCUGUGUGCAGGAGAACUAGAUAAUCAAAACUUAUUUAUUGAACAAACUGGUGUUGGAAUUGUUUCAAGUAUCAUUAAUUCUUUAGUGCUAGCUUCUGGUUCUGACAAUGAGAUUAUUUGUAUGAGCAUGCAACUUUUGGGAAACAUCUCAUUGGCUGGGGAAGAACAUCAGCGUGUUGUUUGGCUCCAUUUCUUCCCGCUUGAGUUUUUGGAAAUUGCUAAAGUUAGAAGCAAAGAAACAUGCGAUCCUUUGUGCAUGGUUAUCUAUACAUGUUGUGAAGGUAAUGAUGAACGAUUGGUUGAACUGUUUACGGAUCAAGGGGUACAUGUAGUGGUGGAAAUUAUACGGACUGCAGCAGUAGCUGGAUUUAAGGAAGACUGGCUGACGUUGCUUCUCUCUAGAAUUUGCCUGGACAAGUCUUACUUUUCACCAGUUUUCUCUGAAUUGUCCCUGGUUAGUGCAGCUGAGAACCAUGACGAUGAUAUGUCUAGAGUUAACCACUUUGGAGGAGAGCAUGCAUUUUUGUUGAGCAUUCUAUCAAAAAUCUUGAAUAAGCAAAUCGUGGAUGUUGCAGUGUCCAGUUAUUUUGCUUUGUCUAUUCUUGGAAUAUUGAGAAAUGUGAUUGGGAUUGUUGAUUUUGUUGAAGCACCGAAAUCAGGUCUUCCUACAGGCUUAGCUGUUGUUGAUGUUCUAGGAUACUCCCUAACCAUUUUGAGAGACGUCUGUGCCUGUGGCGGUGCUACGGAGUCUAAAGAGGAUGUGUCUGGGGGUAUUGUGGGUACUCUAAUAUCCUGUGGGCUCAUUGAAUUGCUUCUAAGCUUGCUUCGCGACCUAGAGCCUCCAAUGAUAAUUAGAAAAACAAUGAGACAAAUCGAGAACCAAGAAGUGAUAACGUCUAGCUCGUCCAAGCAUUGCCCUUAUAAAGUGAGAAAUAUAUUGGAAGGGAAUAUAGAAAACCAACAAGUUAUUGCCAAUUUGGAGCUUCAAGGAUCUGUAGAUGUGCCUGAAAUUGCUCAUCUAGGUCUUCGAGUACAGGUGGAUCCCGAAACUCGACGUGCAAAGCUUGUAAAUGUGUGA